Pantherophis guttatus is the source of this 2708-nucleotide messenger RNA. The record is from RefSeq and is a predicted model, not a curated record. NCBI's taxonomy places the organism in Eukaryota, Metazoa, Chordata, Lepidosauria, Squamata, Colubridae.
AAAAGACAGAAAAUAUAUUCUGCUUUAAGAAAUUCAUUAUUUUGCCUUUUUUUCCCCAUGUAGGUGUGCUGCAGGUAGAAUUAAUGCUUACUAAAGAUGGUGUGAAAGUUUUAAGUAUUGACUGUCAUUUUGGUGACCCACAAUGCCAGAUAAUUCUUCAACUUCUUAAGAGUGAUCUUUAUGAAGUUAUCCAAGCUGUAGUUGCUGGCCAACUCUGCAAUUCUAUAUUGGCUUGGUCGGAUAAUUGUACUGCCGUGUCAGUUUCCAUGGAAAAUGGCAGCUAUCUGCAAGGUCAUAAAAAAAGCAUGGAAAUCACUGGGCUUCUUCAGGCUAAAGAGUUAGGCCUUGAAAUCUUUCAUGAAGCUACUGUAAUAAAGGAAGGCAAAGUGUUGAGUAAUGGAAACAGAAUCCUUACAGUAACAGCUGUCAAGCAGGACUUCACAUCAGGCCUUGAAGAUAUUUACAAAGGACUAGCAGUCAUUUCUAUCCAGGGUGCAAUCUACAGAAAAGAAAUUAGCCAUCAAACUAUUGCAUUCUUCAGACAGUUUGUGUCCCCAUCACAAGAAGACAGAAUUUCAGAUUCCAUAGCAUGCAGUAUCUUGGAUCAUUCAUCUGUGUUAUCUGCUGCAAGGGGUACUAAACUAGGUUGCCCUGGGCAUGAUGGGAUCAUUCCUGCCUUCUUUGAUUUGAAAGUCUCUGGUUAUCGUGAUCCAAUUCUAGUAUCGCAUGCUAAUAGCAUUGGGACAAAACUUAAGAUUGCCCAGUUGUGCAAUAAGCAUGACAUGAUUGGUCAGGACUUGGUGGCUAUGUGUGUCAAUGACCUGCUGGUUCAAGGAGCUGAACCUCUCUUCUUCCAUGGCCAUUUCGCAUUUGGGAAACUGGAUGCUGGUGUGGCUCAGCUCACUCAGGCUAUAUCAGAUGGGAUAGCUGAAGCUUGUAAACUGGCAGGAUGCACCUUCCUUGGAAGAGAAACCAAUGAAAUGCCUGCCACUUGUGCAGCUGGAGAAUACAACCUGGUUGGCUUUGCAGUUGGUGCUGUGGAGCGAGGCAUGAAGUUUCCUCGGCAAGGGAACAUUGUCAAUGAAGAUAUUGUGAUUGGAAUAGCUUCUUCAGGGCUUCAUCACCAAGGAUUUGAUCUUGUGAGAAAGAUUUUUUUAACAUCGUCCCUACACUAUUUUUCUCCAAUUCCUGGUGGAUAUGGCAACCAUACUUUAGGAGAGCAGUUGCUAACUCCAACCAAAAUCUAUAGCAGAUCUCUCCUUCCUGUCCUCCGUUCAGGAAAUGUGAAAGCCUUUAUCCACAUUGCUGAUGGAGGAUUGUUGGGAAGUUUUUCCCAGAUCCUUCCUGAAUGCUUUAGUGUUGUUUUGGAUACCCAUAAGUGGAAGAUUCCAUCAGUUUUCUCUUGGCUCCAAGAGGAAGGAAAUCUCUCAGAAGAGGAGAUGGGGCAAAUAUUCAACUGUGGGAUUGGUGCUGUUUUAGUAGUCCAGAGAGAAGCUGCCAAGAAGGUGCUGAAGGAUGUCCAGAAACAUGAGGAUGCAUGGGUGAUUGGAAAAGUUGUCCACCGAACUGCAGCGUAUCCCCGGAUAGAAAUCAAGAAUCUCUCUGAAGUGCUGCUACAAAAUAAAUGGCCAUUUUUGAAGGAUGUUUCAAAUGUAGACAAUCAACCUCAUAUCAUACACAGAAAGCAUAAAGUUAAAGUAGCCAUUCUUAUUUCUGGAACAGGUACAAGCCUUUCAGCACUCCUGGCAUAUGCAAAAGAGCCUGCAAGUUGCUCUGAGGUAGUCCUAGUAAUUGCCAACAGAUCUGGGGUGGAAGAACUAAGGAAUGCAACCCUAGCUGGGAUCCCAACCAGAGUAAUUGAUCAUAAAUUGUAUGGAAGCAGAUCAGAAUAUGAAGGCACAAUUGAUAGUGUCCUUGAAGAAUUCUCUAUUGAAUUGAUUUGUCUAUCGGGAUUUAUAAGAAUUUUGUCCAGUAACUUCCUUAGGAAAUGGUAUGGGAAGAUGCUGGGAACUUAUCCAUCAGUUUCACCAUUAAGUAAGAGAAGAAGCAUCUCUAAUCAAGCACAUCCAUCUACAGACAAAAUUGUGGGCUGUAUUGUGCAUUUUGUACUUGAGGAGACCAGUCCUGAAGCAAUAAUUGUACAAGAGCCAGCAUGUGUAAAGGCAGAAGAUACUCAGGAGACCUUAUAUGCAAAGAUCAAAGAAGCAGAGAAUCAUGUCUUUCCCAUGGCUCUGCAAUUGGUUGCCAGUGGAAUGGUACAGUUAGGAGGAGAUGGAAAAACCUACUGGAAAAGAGAAAGACAGGAGCUGAUUUGCCAAAAGGAAAGGCAGGAUUGUUAAUGCUUUUGUAACAGCAAUUUCACAUAGUGAUGAAUGACAAUGGUUGACGUUCUAAAUUACAUUUUGGUUUCAGUCUGUCACUUCCUUUUAUAGUCACUUUUUCCUUUUUCCUUUGUUUAUACAGUUACAGACUUCCUUCCGUAAACCACAGCAUUAGGAUCAGCAGUGGCUCCCUGGGGUGAGAAAAGGCAUGGGCACAAUGUGAGUUUCAAAUAGUUCCUCUUCCCAAAGGCAAAUAGCUGCCUUAGACACUGAGCUUGGGCUUCAUUUCUAUAUAUUUGCAUUGCAAUAACUAAACCAUAAUUGUCAGGGACUUUCUCACCACUGAGCAUCACCAAAAAGGUCAGCCCAGGAGAUGAAAGAGUUAUA